AUUUGAAUUGUUGAUCAGUCGUAUCGUGUGUACACGAGCUAGGCGGUUUCGCAUUGGUUCCGUGUGGGUGUUUAUUUUUCAUCAAGUGCGUUUUGUAGUCAUAUCGCCGCACCUUUAGUCCAUCCAAAAGAUAUUUCCAAUAAGACUCUGUGGUGUUAUUGAAGUUGGGGAUGCGAGACACAACGAUACAACAAUCAGUACAAAAUACUAUAGACGGGCUACAAUCACCUUGGAGUGUAUUAAAAAUAAUAAUGUUAACCAAAUUAAAUGAAGGAAAAAUGCAGUUGUUAAAAAUACAUACCUAAUCGAUUUAAAUUAUUAAUCUAAGUAUAAAAUUAAAACGCAAAGAUAAUAUUUAUUUUUGAUAUCCAUAAUCAAUUUCAGCAUGAGAAAUCAGUAUGGAUUAUUUCAAUGAAACUUGGUCACCGAACGAAGAAGCUGCUCUGAAAUGCAGGUCUUGGUACGAAUGGGAUGAUCGUUGGAUAAACGGGUGUAAUGCAUCAUCAGAUUCACUGAUAUGUUGGCCUCCUACACCGGCUGGUGUAAUCGUAUAUCAGCCAUGUUUUCAAGAGCUCAGAGGAAUUUUAUAUGAUACAACUAAAAAUGCAAGUCGGAUAUGCUACGAGAACAAUACUUGGGGCCUAACCGAUUUUAACGACUGCACGAUUCUUGGUGAACCAAAAGCAGUGACAUACGAUGAAGAAGGCACUGUUGAUACAAUCAUUUAUUUGUAUAUAGCUGGUCAUUGUUUGUCAUUGAUAAUGACAUCACUGGCCAUUUUUGUAUUCUGCCGAUUUAAAGAACUUAAAUGUUUGCGUAACAAAAUCCACUCGAAUUUGAUGGCAUCGUACUUAUUAGCAGGCAUCAUGUGGAUACUUAACUACACUAAUUUGACCGACACGGGGACAUUUAAAUGUGCUUUGUUGGUGUUACCACUUUACUAUUUCACCAUGACAAAUUAUUUUUGGGCGUUUAUCGAAGGGAUGUAUUUAUUUAUAUUGGUCGUAGAUACAUUUUUUACAGACAGAGUGCGAUUGCGAACAUAUAUGGCUAUCGGAUGGGGAAUACCGUUAAUCAUUAUUCCCACUUGGUGCGUCACAAGACUUUUGGUGCCGACUAAAAACGACUUAGAUUUGUACAACCAGAUCACAUACGAAAGAUACUGUCCCUUAAUGGCCUCAUACGUAGACGAUUGGAUAUACCAGUCACCGAUAGUUAUCGUUUUGCUGAUCAACUCCAUAUUCCUUGUAAAAAUUAUGCGGGUGCUGAUAACAAAGAUAAGGUCUACCAAAUCCGCAGAAACGCACAACUACAAAAAAGCCACCAAAGCUCUUUUAGUGUUGAUACCACUACUGGGCAUUACUUUUUGUUUGGAUAUGAUCAAUCCGAGUUCCACGGGACUACUGGUUAAUAUUUACAAAUUCAGCAAAGUUGUAAUUAUCAGUACGCAAGGGUUCACCGUCUCGUUACUGUAUUGUUUUUUUAACAAUGAAGUUCAAAACACAUUGAAAUACCACAUUACUAGAUGGCAGACAAAGCGGAAAUUCCUUGCUUCGAGAAAAAAAUAUGGCCGGUCCUGGUUGUCGGUAAAACAAAACAAUAUAAUAUGUGAUCAUCAGCUGGACCCAAAAGAACUUAUGCCAUGGAUACCAGCAAACAACGUUAGAUCGUCUUCUUGCGUCAGCAACGGAACGACUACCUCUGCGUUGUCAAACAUGAGACUGCCCCCGGACACGACUAUAGAAAUACCACCAGAACAACAACCACUUGAGGAUUCAAAAUAUGUCGGAGCCAAACCGUGAACCAUAAUAAUAUUAUAGUCGUUAUAUAGGGUUUAAUUAUAUAACAUAAUAAACGCAUAGAAUACAUCAAUAUUAUACGUAUAAUAUUCACAACAUAAUAUGAUAUGUGAUUAUAAUACGUAAAAUAUAUUGUUGUAGUGAGCUUUUAUUAUUAUUAUUAUUAUUAUUAUUAUUAUUAUUAUUAUUGCUAUAUAGUGAAAUAUAAUAUAUAUCAAUAAUGUAUUUUUUUUUUACCCGCCAGAAAAAUUAUAAUAUUCAACACGGUAUUUUAUUCGAUAUUUUUUGAUUUUGACUGCUAUUUUGUUUCAAUAAAAUGUCGAUAUCCUAUUUCUGUGAAACGUAAAAUACUAAUUUUAUUACUAUCAUGUUAAUACUGUGUUUUUGAAACAUUUUUAUUAUUUUUGUAACGAUAAUAAUUUAUUAAUACACCAUGCAUUUCCAUAUGGUCCUCUGUUCUUGAUAAGUACUUACGUACAUAUUUUCAUAGUAAUUUUUAAUUAAUUAAAAAAUUCUAUAGUUGCAUAAUCAUUUUUGUAUAAAAACAUAUAUCGCGUUAACUUAUCAAUGGAAUGUACGAGUAUAUACGAGUAUAACAAUAUUUAUUGAAAACGCCUAUAUAAUGUUAUAUUUUUUUGUACUUUAAGUACCUAAUAUUUAAUAAGUAAUAACGCUCACAACUGUCGAUGACGAUGUGUGCCAAUGGUCUUAUGUAAGAGUGUCCACCAACAACAAUAAAAACUGUACCUAAUGUAACAUAUUGAAUCAUCUUAACACUAUAUAGUAUUAUGUAUUUGUAUUUCAUUAUACAUUUAUAUUAUUAUUUAUUUUGUGACAAAGUAACGGAAUGCAGCGAUAAAUGUAUUGAUGUAUUGAUUUUACAAUUGUGUAUGCUUUGUUUUUUGUCUGUAUACACAUAAUAUAAUAUAUAGUAGAAACAUUUUUCGAUCAUCAACUUGCAUGAUGAAUUCUGAUAGAAAUUUGGAUCUUGUUGGCAUUUUAUUAUUAUUUAAAUGUAUUCAAUCUGUUUGCAAAAUAAAAACAAGAAGUAAUAAGGAUUACAUAGACAAGUAUAUACAAACAUGAAUCAUGUGAAGAGGAGGCCAUUCAUUAUCAGAACCUCAGAAAAUUUUUUUUUUCUAUAUUAAGAGGUCUCUAGACCAGUUUAUUUUUAAUUUUGAGCAAUUCAAAUUGAAAACUCCCAGUGUUUUUCUAAACAAUCAA
This is a messenger RNA of Acyrthosiphon pisum (pea aphid), 3023 nucleotides long. Its product is annotated as diuretic hormone receptor. The transcript has 13 exons. The record is from RefSeq and is a predicted model, not a curated record. Gene Ontology annotation, biological process: adenylate cyclase-modulating G protein-coupled receptor signaling pathway; cell surface receptor signaling pathway. NCBI's taxonomy places the organism in Eukaryota, Metazoa, Arthropoda, Insecta, Hemiptera, Aphididae. The coding region runs from base 399 to 1802 and encodes 467 amino acids. Gene Ontology annotation, cellular component: plasma membrane. Gene Ontology annotation, molecular function: G protein-coupled peptide receptor activity; peptide hormone binding; diuretic hormone receptor activity.